This is a messenger RNA of Parasteatoda tepidariorum (common house spider), 7202 nucleotides long. The record is from RefSeq and is a predicted model, not a curated record. NCBI's taxonomy places the organism in Eukaryota, Metazoa, Arthropoda, Arachnida, Araneae, Theridiidae.
UGGUCUUAUAUAUUGUCACAUAUAUUUUACUGUAUCGAACUUUUUUUUGUGAUUUUUGCUUCUCUAUUCAUAAGUCUAUUCUAUCCAUUCCACAAAUACGAAUCUAUAAGGCAUUUUACUUGUAGAAUGAAAACUCUGGUGCUGAUACUUCUUCUUGGAGUAUCUUUAAGUCAAGAAUUAAGGUCUGAUCCAGCUCCUAUUAUUUAUCCUGGUCAAGUUAAUAUUGGUUUUGUGUCCAAUAUUCAUGGUCCACCAGAAAAUGGCACCGACGGUUGUGGACCUUUGCGACCAGAGGCAGUGCAGAGAGCCAUGGCUGCAGUGUGGGCAGCUCAUCAAGCAAAUUUCAAGAAGGACGAUCCUAACGAACUUAAUAUUGGGGUUUAUAUUUUUGACACCUGCGGAAGAGAAGAUGUAGCUGAAAGGCAGGUGUACAGAUUGUUAGGCCACGUAGGACAUGUGCAGACUGCUGAUUGUUCGGAAAAAAGAAUACCUCCUCUUUUUGCUGUGGUUUCUGAAGGUGCAUCAAAUUAUCUGGAAGUACCACUUAAGUUGUUAAAUGCAUUUUCUGUACCAGUCAUAUCUUCAUCUGGUCCUCCAUUGCCAGAACAAUUAUUAAGCACUGCGCCGAAUACUGAAGCACUGGCUAGGGCUGCGGUCAACGUCCUCAGACAGCUUCGAUUAUUGGAAGUAGCUGUCAUGGCUGAAGAUGACGCCCCAACAGGAUUGUUUGGUGAUUUUUCUCGUCAAGCUCAAGUGUCUGGGAUGGACCCCAUAUCUGUAGACCAACCAGACGAAUCAAAUCAUAGUGAAGAGGAUUUUUUGACUACUCUGAAAAUGUUAGCUACAAGUGGAAAGUCCAACAUAAAAGCAGUAGUCUUUUUGGUGAAGUCGGAUGAAGCUUUAAAUCUACUGAACUUAGUGGAUGACAAAAGCCUUCCCCAAUUACCGUGGUUGAUUGUCACUCCCAGUGACAUUACUUCCACUAUAAAGAAGACAUUCAGAAAAGAACAGUUACAAAGACUCCAAAAGGUUUUGUUGCUGUCUCCACAAUCAACGGAUAUUCCAGAAUUCGAUGAAUAUUUUCAACAACUGCUGGAUGAAGAUACCAUAAAAUAUCAUCCAUUGCUGAUUGAGUUCAUGCAGCUCGUUAACAAAACUCAUGCAGCUGAAAAUGACGACCAACUUCUUACCAAUUUUUAUUCCACAUCGGACGAUUCUAUGGGCAACACCAGUUGGAGCAACCCGAUGAAUGAACAAAAGGAACAUAAACUAUUUGUUCCAGCUGAUGUAUCUUCAACUGUAAAAGCUGUUUGGACUCUGGCUGCUGCCCUAAAGACUGUUCAGAAACGCUCUUGCCGAAGAGGUACAGAUUGCCUUCUUUACUUGAGAAGAACCUUAAGUGCUUAUGUUGCUCGAGCAGCUUUCAAUCUGGAUCACGUGGUGCAACUUGAUACAGAGAGCCUUAAAGGGACCAGGCUGAAGUUUGAAGCUUCUGGAACCCUAGCCUCUGUGCAUUAUGCCCUCAGAGGAUUCGCAAACUAUGGAGAAGUCAUUGAUGUUGGAUACUACAGUGACGAAGAUGGCUUAACAGUUGAUCACAAUGUUCUGAUGCCUUUCAAAGAUUUCGUAUUCAUAAAGCCACUUUCCACAUCUGAAUCUUCGGAGUCAGACAAUAGAUCCGAAACAUCGAUGAAAUCGGAUGAUAUCACCUUUUUCGAUUCAAUCAUGAAACUUAACUCUACCGAACUCUUACCCCAGGAUAUAACUACUUUGCAGCCUGAGCAAGAUCUGGCAAAAUGGGACAUUUUAGAUUCCAGCGCAGAGGAGGCAGCUAAAAAAAAUAAACGAAGGAAAAUAUCAAAAGCAACUACAACUGCACUGGAUACAGAUACCGAUCUUGUGAUUGCAUUAAAUGAUGAUGAAGGUCUUCAAGUUCUCACCCAUGACAUCAAUAGUACUCUUAAAAAUGAAGGUGGUGUGGAAAAGAAUUUGAUUGUUGGUCCCGCAUAUAGCGGUCCUUCUGUUGAUUCAUCUUCCUCUAACUUUCGUUCCAUCUCACUUACAAGUCACGAGGAACCGAAAAAUAAUGAUGCUUAUAGAGCAGAACCUGCUUCUCGUUCUGACCGCAGAAUAGAUGAUUCGCCCUCAGUUUCUCCCACAUCAUCUGAAGACGUCAAGCGAGUAAAAGCAAGCAGCACUCGUCAUAUUUCUGCCUGGUUAGCUCGCCCCUGGGCUCUAUCCGUUCUUGGAGUUUGUGGAUUCCUAAUCCUUGCCACCCUUUACAUAUUGGUCUUUCUUAUGGUCAAAGCAUGUGAAGGCUCUUUGAAGAAGACCAAUUGCUGUUUAGCAGGAACGCAGCUUGUGGCUCUGUUGUGCCUGUACCUAGCAGCAGCUUUGUUCACAUGGAAGCCUUCACCAUUGAUUUGUGGCCUUCGAAGAUUGAUGCCAAAUGUUAGUUUAGCUUUCUGUUACGGAUGUCUCCUAUUGAAAGGAAUGUAUCUGAGGGCACAGAACAGCCUCGGACUCGGAGGAAGCGUUAAUCGAUGCAAUCAAAUCUUGACUCUCAUCUUCGUCGUUGGUGUGCAAAUAGCACUCGAAGUUCAGUGGUGGCUGGUCCACCCUCCUGCUCUGUCAACGGAGGCCUUUGAGUGCCUCAUUGGAAAAACCGAAAUUUUGCAAUCGCAAGUUUACAUUGCGUUCCUUCUUCUGCUUGCAACAGCCAUGUCAAUAUCAAACAGAAGAAUUCCUUACAACCAACAAGAAAGUAGGAGUCUUAUAGCUACUUCUUUAUCCUGUUUGGUGAUAUUCCUGUCUUGGGCCAUUGCUUGCUGGCUUUUACCAGAUUCAGGAAGCCGAAAUAUUGCUGCGCCCUCUACACUGAUGGCAACAGCUUUAACAGUUCUCCUGGGAAUUUUCGGUCCACAACUCUUUGCUAUCCAUAAGUACGGAGGUUUCCCUCAUAAACCCCUUUCCUAUGCAGAUUCAUUGUCAACAGUUUUCACCAUGUUCAAAGACCUUGAUAAUGCUUCGAGUGGAGGUACGACUGCGAGAGGUAGGAAAAAUGCUAAGACAUUAGAAACCCCAUUUGCUGGCGAAAUGAGCGAAGGUACCCGGAACCCUCUUUACAACGAUUACCAAUCGGCUUAUCCUUAAAUUUCAAUUGAAGACGCCUUGGCGAUAAUAGAUUUACAAUGGAAGAAUGUGAUGUUUUAUUCCAGCCAUUACUGAUAAUGACUAAAAUUCAGUGCCCUCUGCUAUAUAUUUAUUCCAAAAUGCUGCUGAAUCGUGGUGUUGUUUCUCCGAAUUCGUAAAAGAAUAGGGUAUACAUUUCUUGGGGAUGUUAAUAAUAAAAUAUUUUCUUCGUAUCAACUUCAACUCCUGCAUUAUCGUCAAGAAAUCUCCAAGAAAACGUUUAUUUGUAACUGAGGAAUGUUGGCCUAUCAUUAUUUGACUUAAAAUGAACUGAAAUAAUUAAUAUUGCCUUUUUGAAUCUGAGAAGUUCAUGAAAAGGGAGUAAAAAUGCGUCGGUACGAAAUUAUUUAUCAUUGCAUGAAGUGACAUGGAUUUAAUGCUUAGACAGAAUACUAAAAAUUCAAAUGAUUAUUAUUAUUUAUUUUCUUUAAACGUUUUUUUUGCGAAAAUUACUUUAUGAUGUUUUGUUUAAUAGAGGUAAACAAUUAAAUGAAAAAAUGUAAAUCAAAAAAUUACUAACUCUCGUAAAAACUCAUCAGAAGGAACAAAUUACACAUUUAAUGGAACUUGCAAAAAAAUCCUUUACCUUUAUUUCGUCUUCUAAAGGAUCUAUUUAAGGAAAAUACAUUCUGAGAAAACAAAAACUUAUUUUACUCAGAUACAUGAAUAGAAAAGCAUAGGUGCAUUAAUUAUGUUUCUAGAAGUAAAAUAAAUUUGAAUUCAUACCUAAUAUUAUCGUUUUAGGUUAGGUGUAUAAGAACUUAUUAUUUGAUCUUCCACUUCAAGAGAAUAUCAUGCAAUUUUAUAAAAAAGUAAUAAAAUCAUAAAUUUUCGAAAAUAUUUUCGCACGUACGUGAUUUUGACCUAUAAAUAGAGGUUGUUAUAGACAUUAACAAAAGAAAUAUAUCUAAAGAAAUGUAUGCAAAUGGCAUAUCCCGAAAAUUUAUUGUUAUUUUUGUAUGAUUUGGAAAUUGCUUAGUUAUCUUAAUCCUAUGCAAAGUGCUUUUUAUGAAAGCAAAUAUUCAUGCAGUAUCAAUUAUCUCCUUCUUAUGCAAAGUGCUUUUCAUGAAAACAAAUAAUUCAUAAAGUUUAAGAUAUUAUUAGUUCUCAUAUAUUUCUCUGAGGCGAAAAGAAGUUGAUACUGGGAUAUCGAAUAAUUAUCUAAAAAAAAAAUCACGUGAUCUUAUUGUUGUGCGUUCUCUUUUGGGGAAUAACUCUUCUAUCUUUUGUUUUGGGAAAGAAAAUGAUCGAAGUUUAUGUUAAAGUGCUAACUAUUUAUGAUAAAAAUGCUACUUUUUAUGAGAAAAACUGUUUAGUAUUAUAAGUCUUUCAAUAUUUCAAAUGGCUGCUAAGACUUAAGUUCAAUACAUAGUAUAUUGAAAACUAUUAGCAUCAGGUGUGUUAACCUGAUAUCGUGUGUCUCAGCAAACUCUUCAUCUCAAAACAACUCUGAGGUAACUAGGACUGUGAAAUCAAGGUUAUUGUGUAGUGAUAAAUAAACCCUGAAUUGAUGGCCUUCAUCCACUUGCUCAAAACUUCAGAUCGUAAUGGUUACUAAUUUGUGCCUUAUUUUAUAUCGUUAAUAAUUUACACUAAGGCAAGCUACACACGGGGGAGGCAAGCAUUAACUAAGAGACAUACAAGAGGCAGAUUCCCAUGCUUUUGCAUAAGCAUGUGUACAUUACCUCUGCGCAUUCUAACGCAAAAUUAUUGGAAUUCGCAACCUGUAUGCUAUCUUACACAUGACCUCCUCAGUGUGUGGCCUGCCUUUAAGACUACAUUGUCUUUUUUUCUUUUUAAAAAAUUUGAAGUGCAUUAUAUGAAGCAGGAUUUGUGCGCAAUAUGUUUAAAAAAAAAUGGCUGUUCAUGUUUUUGUUUACGUCUGAAACGUUCGAAUUAUGUUGAUGUUUUCUUUUGCACCAGAUUUUGUUUGUCGUCGUUCAUCCUUGUUAAGUAUUUCACUGUCGCAAAUGACAUUUAUUUAUAUUUUAAUUAACUGUGUUAGAAUUUUUAAACCUCACACGAAAUUUUAACUGCAUUUAUUAUUUUCUUUUUGUCGUUUUUAACUGCAAAUCACUUGUUCUAAAUUUUGCAAUUUUUUCCAUUACUCUUCAUGGGUUGAUAUUAAGUCCAUAGCUAUUUUUAACUUUACAAUUCGCUAUUUUUAGAUUACUGUAAAACAUGUACAAUUGGGAAAUUAAAUGUUUGCUUGCAAGUUUUUUUUCUUUUGGUUUUGGCAAAUCUCAUAUCGAGAUAAAAUAUAUUUUUUAUGGGGCUAUUGGACUUUCUAUAUCAAGUUAACCCUAGGUAAGUUAGAUAAAAAGUGUGACGAUUUUAAAACUCAUCCUCCCACUCUUAGCUCAUAAUUUAUAAAUGAAAACAUACAUAUUUUUAUAAUGUCUUUAUUUAAUAUUAAUUAAUUAAAAUUAAUUAAGAGACAUUUUAUUAUAUUUUUCCUUUGAAAUAUGCAAAAUGGAGAAAAUAAAUUAUUGCCGUUUUUGAAAGUGUGAUUUUUUUAUAUAGUGUUUAAAACUAUCAAUAAUCGAUUGUGUAUUAAUCGACUAUUUAAAUAUCUAGGGUCAACUAUACUAUACCUAAACUUAUUAAUAGUUACUGCGAAGCUAGUAAGAAAAUUAUUUUCACUCUGUAGUUAUAGCUGUUUUUAGUGAAUCAAAUGUUGAAAAAUAACGCAGACAACAUGAUAUUUUUGAUAUCAUUUUGUACAUAUUUCUGUAAUAAUGUUGCAUUUAUUAUUUAUUUAUAAUCUGUAAUACGGUUUGUGAAUGAAUUCCUUUCACAAUCGUUAUUCUGAAUGUUUUAUUGUAUUUGUUUGCAUGCUUUUAAAUUAGUUAAUUCAAUUAGUUUUUCUUGCAAACAAAAGAGUUAAUGUUUUUCACAAAAUAAAAAAAAAUCUUCCUUUUUGUGGAAAAUUUUAAAAAACUAUGCUUGAACUAGUGAUUAAAGAACACCAUGCAAGAUUAAAAUCAGGUUGUUAAAAUUGAUCCGGUAACAUUCUUUAAAGAAGUGAUAUUUGUGAGAUAUGGAGUUGAACAGUUGGUCCUCAGAAACGGUUUGUUAUCUUCUACCGAAAAUAAGGUUCUGAAAUUGUGCUUGGCGAUAAUUUAUUUGUGGCAUUUAUACAAAUACUUGAUAUUGCUUUAUUCGGAUUAAGUAGAGAUUUCAAAUUUGAGAUUGGUUUUGCUCCUAAAGCUACAGACUUGUUUUUAAAAUGGAAGUUUUAGUCUAUUUUUUGUUGAACUAUACAAGUUUAAAAAUGUUAUAUUUAGCAAUAAUGUCGUGUAAAUGUUGCAACAAACAUUGAGGGAAGUUAGGCGUCUAGAGGUGCUUCUCUAUUAUGACCUGUUCAGAAGCGCACGAAGAAACAGCUCAUAAUAGAGAAGCGGACCUAGUUUAUAACGACAUUUCCGGGUAUAGGUUUUUUUGCAAUUUUUAUUAUAAUGAUGUGCCCUAACUCCCCUUGAAAUUUUUUGCAAUAUUUAUGUCACCCCCUGUCAUAUAUAACGUUUGUAAACUUGCACAUUUCGGCAAAAAAAAGACUAAAAUGUCAUUUAAAACGAAAAAGAAAACAGAAGCUCGAAAAGAGAAACUGAUUGCAGAUUUGAAAUUAGUGUUUCGAAAGUAUCUAAGAUUUGUUAAAAAAAAUCUCAUGCAACAAAAUAAUUAAGCAAAAAGUAAAAUAUAAUAAAAAAUAAAAUAAAUUGUUUUCCAAUGUAAUUAAUUACAUUAUAAAUGAACAAUUUUCGCUUCUUCUGUCUUUAUUAAUCAAUAAUUUAAAUCCUGAAUUGACAUAUUUUAAAGCAUGCGAGGAUAAUAAAAAUAUUGUAUUUUUGUUGUAGUUUUUUAAAGAAGUGUGUUUGGUAUAUGUCUUUUAAAUUAAAGCAUUUUUCAUCAGUCACUGGUAUGUUUUUAAUUUGUAUAUUUACUGAACUCUUUUCCGUAUAUUUGCUAAACUUGCAAGCAGACAGCUUAAUAAAGCUUUUUACAAUUUA